Messenger RNA from Bathycoccus prasinos, 2256 nucleotides. RefSeq lists its product with no specific name. The transcript has a single exon. The record is from RefSeq and is a predicted model, not a curated record. Lineage: Eukaryota; Viridiplantae; Chlorophyta; Mamiellophyceae; Mamiellales; Bathycoccaceae. The coding region runs from base 1 to 2256 and encodes 751 amino acids.
AUGAUUGCCACGAAUACUACGCGUUGUCGUCCGGUGCUUUUAACGACGAAGUCGUCCUCUUCGUUACGAUGUCGCAUAAUACGUCGUAAUGUUUAUUAUUAUUCAGAAGCUUUUUCCUCGAGGAAAAAGACGGCUUUGGUGGUAAAGAAGAAGAAGAAGGUGUCGACGUUUUCAUCUUCAUCGUCGUCCUCGUCAUCGGAUAUCGUCGGAGCUUUAUCUGAUUCUUCGGAUUCUUCUUCUUCCUCUUCUUCAGAAAGAGGAGGAAAAACACGAGAAGCAGCGGUGUUACAAAAACUCGUCGUCGUGAACGUUGUCACCGUUGGAGCGUUAUGCGUCGCUCCUUCGUUUUCCCCGCCUCCUGCGUUCGCUUUGGAGGAAGAGAUGAGCGGUGUGUCUGGUGGUGGAAGUGCUUUGACGACUCCUAGUACUGCGGAGGAGGAGGCGCCGCCUGGAGGAGCUGCGAGUUUGGAAGCACCUUCGACGUCGGACUCAACAAAACCGGCGUUUACUCUGAACAUGGACUUGGACACGUCCGCGUACGACCAAAUGACAAGAACUGGCGGGAACUCGGAGAAGGCGAAAGCGUUGGUGAACAAAGGCGUGCCGUCGGUCAAGAAGGACCAAGGAGGCGGGUUCAAUUUGAUUCCCAAGCCGAAAGAAGAGAAGAAGAAGGUUGAGAAAGCACCGAAAGAGAAGAAAGCGGAGAAGCCGAAGAAAGCGCCGACGCCGAAGAUGGCAAGUCCUCUCGAAUCGAAAGGCGCGAAAGAAGAGGACGGGUUUAAUCCAAUCGUCAUCGUCGCGCCGCUGGCUUUAGGCGGGUUCGCGUUUGGAGCGAGUAAACUGAUUGGCGGGCCGUUGGUGGAGAGAAAAGAGGAAGAGGAGGAACAACCGAGAACGCAAAUCAUGAAGAAACCUAAAAAAGUCGCAGAAGCGCCGCCGCCGCCGCCGCCGCCACCGCCGCCGGCGUUUACGCCGCCAAAGAUUGAAGUACCAAAAAUUGAGACGCCAAAAAUUGAGGUUCCAGAGUUGCCGAAUCCGUUCGCGUCCAUGGGGGGAGGUGGUGAUCCUUUGCCUCCGGACCAGCCGCGUAAAUCGUUUCCAAAGAGGUCGGAAGCUUCGUUUAACUUUGUGGAGGAGGACGAGAGUAAUUCUUCGGGUGAAAUCGACGACGCGUUGGACGAAUCGUACGAGGAUGAUCGAAAAGCCGCGGAAAGAGAGAUGGAACGAGAAAUGCGCGAGGCAGAGAGAGAACAGAAGCGAGCGGAAGCAGAGGCCAGAAGAGAAGAGAAAAAAUUGGGAGCUGCGCAGCGUCGAGAAGAACAACGCGCGGAGCAAGAAGAGAAGAAGAGACAACAAGAUAUGAUUCGCGAACAGAAGCAAGCGGAAGCGGCGGAACGAAAAGAAGAGCAAGCGCGAACGAGAGCGAUGAAAGCGGAAGAGGCGGCAGAAUUAAGAGCGCAACGACGAGCAGAGGCGGAAGCAAAAGCUGCGGCGGCGAAAGAGGCGAGGACUCAAAAGAAAUCGGUGUCUGUGAAAGUCUCCGCGUCCGAGAGCGGCGAGGGUGGGAACUUUUUGACCGCUUUGACUGAAAUGAGAAAACCGGCGGCGACGCAAGCGCUUCCGGCGCAAACCGUCCAAAUGCAGCGUAAAGUGAAAACGUUUUCGAACAAGUCAAAAUCGAUGGCGCAAAAACCGUCGCUGGCCUUGACUCAAAAGGUGAGACCACCCAAUGCCGUUGGCGGUUUACCGCAAGGGUUCCCGUCCGUAGAGGAUUUCGAAGGUUUGACGCAAGACGAGAAGUUGGAAUUGUGCGAUAAAGCAGACGCGAUCGUGACCAGGUUAGAAACGAGAGCGGACGCCGCGGAGAAGUUUAUCAACUCUCCGGUGACUAGUCUGUUGUUCUUUUUGAAGCCAGGGGCGGAGAAGAACGCUAUUAAAGCCAGAUCGCAAGCAGAAGAAGCGGCGGCGGCGGCGAGAUCGUUGCGAUCCGCGGCGUCUAAUCCGCUCGGCGGCGCAGGCGCGGCAGCGGCUGCUGUGGUGGGUAUCUUAGGUGCAGGUGCGCUUUUGUUUGGUGUAUUGAGUAGUGGUGGUGGAAAUGGUGGAAACGGUGCUCCUUCGCCGUCGUCGAACGUGACCGCGAAAGCGCCGUCGCCGCAAACCGAACAAGUGAGAGAUAUUGAGGCAGCCGAGAAAAUGGAGGCUGUCAAAUCAGGCGAAGCGAGUGCGGAGGACGUGUAUGCUAUGUUUACGAAGUAA